UGUGCCCCUAAAGUCCAGCCAGCGCACACCCCCCGGGGCCGACGCACGCGUCCCCGAGAGACCCAUUCGCCGCACACCCCCACUCCCUGCCCGAGCAGCUCCCCGUGUUGCUUUACGCUCACACCGGCUGCACAAUCGCGUGCACACCCAGCGCACCGCGGACCUGGGUCCCUGUAGUGCACACACGAGCAUCCCGGACUCACCGCUCUCCGCGGUCCCCAACUCGUGCCAACACCGAUCCCAGACGCUGCCACGCCCCAUUCACACCCAGGCGCACACACGCUUCCAACGCAUCCCUGCGACGUCUGCACUGCCAUAGCUCCCCGAGCCCUGCCCACCAUCCCAAACUCCACACAUGCCCACUACAGACACCCCUCCCACGUCCCCAGCCCGGAGACGCGGCCGCCCACCCACCCAGGAGCCAAGUUCCAACACAAACCCACAGCCCAGCGGCCGACACUCCGCACUCCCCAGGCACACACCUUCAGCAUCCCCAACACGCCCUCCUCUCACACACCCCAACACGCAGGCACACCUGCUUGAUUGCCCCGCCCCCAUGGCCAAGAGCCCUCGCCACCCUCCAGCACAUCUCGAGUCCCUCCCACCACUCUCCCCCCACACCUGGCAAGCGGGCUCUAGAGGCUGCAGCAUUUGGUGGCAUCCCUGCCUCGCACCUCUGGCUCUCCUCCGGCAGCAGCUCAGCAGCCUGAGGUCCCCCGUGCCUCCCUAAGCAGACCCCGACACUCCCCAGCGACCGGCUUGACCUCUUCCGCAGGAGAUAAAGGCAACACUUGGGGCCCAGUUCCUUAGGGCGGAACCCUCACAGGUAGCUCUCACUGCACGCUGCCAGCUGAACUCCCCAAAGGUUGACUUCCAAACGGACCACACCGCUAGAAAAGUGGCCAGCGAGAGGGCGCAGCAUGGUGAUUUCCCAGCAACCUUGUGCCUCGUCCUUUUGAGUGCUCUUUCUUCCACGCCUGAGGGCACACAGCCCUAAAGUCGGAAGCUGGAACUUGAGGAGUGACCACCCCCCCACCCCCGGCCCAGCUCCCGGGCAGGCUGAGCGAGAGACGCGGAAACGCCCCCGGACCGACGUGCAAGAAGCCUCAGGGCCAUGGAGGGCCUAGGCCGCUCGUGCCUUUGGCUGCGCCAGGAGCUGGCGCCCCCGCGCCCGCGCCUGCUGCUCCUGGACUGCCGCAGCCGCGAGCUCUACGAGUCGGCUCGCAUCGGCGGGGCGCUGAGCGUGGCCCUGCCCGCGCUGCUGCUGCGCCGCCUGCGGAGGGGGAGCCUGUCGGUGCGCGCGCUGCUGCCCGGGCCGCCGCUGCAGCCGCCUCCGCCAGCCCCGGUGCUGCUGUACGACCAGAGCGGGGGCCGGCGCCGGCGCGGGGAGGCCGACGGCGAGGCCGAGGAGUGGGAAGCCGACUCGGUGCUGGGCACCCUGCUGCAGAAGCUGCGGGAGGAAGGCUACCUGGCCUACUACCUACAGGGUGGCUUCAGCAGGUUUCAGGCUGAGUGUCCUCACCUGUGUGAGAGCAGCCUCAAUGGCCACGCGGGCUCAAGCGUAGCCUCCGUGCCCGGCCCGGUGCCCGUGGUGGGGCUGGGCAGCCUGUGCCUGACCUCCGACUGCUCCGAUGGGGAAUCCGAGGCUGACCGCGACACCAUGACCUGUGGCCUGGAUUCGGAGGGCGCCACGCCCCCUCCCAUGGGGUUGCUGCCAUCCGUUCCCGUGCAGAUCCUGCCCAACCUCUACCUGGGCACCGCCCGCGACUCGGCCAACUUGGAGAGCCUGGCCAAGCUGGGCAUCCGCUACAUCCUCAACGUCACCCCCAACCUCCCGAACCUGUUCGAGAAGAAUGGGGACUUUCACUACAAGCAGAUCCCCAUCUCUGACCACUGGAGCCAGAACUUGUCCCAGUUCUUCCCGGAGGCCAUUGCGUUCAUUGAUGAGGCCUUGUCCCAGAACUGCGGCGUGCUGGUUCACUGCUUGGCGGGGGUCAGCCGCUCCGUCACUGUCACCGUAGCAUACCUCAUGCAGAAGCUCCACCUCUCGCUCAACGACGCCUACGACCUGGUCAAGAGGAAGAAGUCCAACAUCUCGCCCAACUUCAACUUCAUGGGCCAGCUGCUGGACUUCGAGCGCAGCCUGCGGCUGGAGGAGAGGCGCGCCCAGCAGGCGGGCAGCGGGGGGCACGAGUCCGCCGCCUCCGACCCGCCCUCCUUCUUCACCACGCCCACCAGCGACGGGGUCUUUGAGCUGGACCCCACAUAAGGCCCUGCGGUGCUGCCGGGCUGGUCCCCACCCUGGCCCCCAGCGGGUGCCCUGACCACUCAUGUGCUGGGGGGAGGGCGAGAGGGGACUCAGCAGGGGGGGGACUGGGGAGGGUUGGGGAGGGAAGCGCUAUACCUCACGCGGGUGGGGGGGGGACAGUGAAGAGAGGCGGGAGCGCAGCGGAGCGCUGUCCUGCCCGCGUGCGGCGACCGUGGGGACCCUGUGAAAUGUGCCUAUGGGCCGGCCCCGGAGCCACCGGCCCGCCCCGCGCCGCUCUCAGUGGGACCACGCACCGCAGCCUGCCUCUCCCGCGACUGUUACUUUAUUCUUUGGGGGGUGGGGGUGGGGUUCCCUGUCCGAGAGAUUAUUGCACACACGGCUGCCUGUUCCCUGGGCCCAGUCCCUAGGUGCUCAAUCAGCUGAGCUGGGCCCUGGGCCUCCCGCCACUUCCCCCCUUCAGGAAGAGCGGGUGCCACCUUGUUUGCCAAGGGACCUGCUCCCAGGCCCGUCCCUGUCCCCGGAUGGCCGUGUGUGUGCACGUGUGUGUGUGCGUGUGCACACACGCGUGUGGGCGGGAGCUGUUCACUCUGUAAUCACCUCCCUGUUCUGUGAGGACAUGGGGCUGGGACAGCGCCGCGCGGGGGGCGGGGGGAGGCGCAGGCCCGGGAGCCACUGGGCGGGUUCCUGGCCGCACAUCUGGCACCCUGACUGGUUUUUUCUCUUCCCCCACAUGUCUUGACAGCAUCACUGGGGCUCUUUGUGACUCAGGGUGGUCAAAUGCCACUGCAGGAGAUGGGGUCUCCGGCAAGGGCUGGGGGGAGGGAAAGGAAGAAGAAGGCCUCAGUUUUGCCGCUGUCGGGUUGGGGGGCAGGGGAGGGGCCGGGCUGCAGACACACACACUCAUUCAUGGCAGUCCACACCCCUUGUGGGCGGCAGGCAUGCGCGCGCGCCCGUGUGUGCGUGUGCGUGUCUCCACUCACACCCGCACGCUAGCCCGCUUACACACGCACUGCCAUCUCGCCCUUGAACCUGGAGGCCAGGCUAUGCUUGCUGCGUUUUGUAAUCCACGUCACAGUUGCUUUCUUUAAUUGUUCUUCCUGAAUAAAUGGUUUAUUUAA
Molecule: messenger RNA, 3387 nt
Organism: Oryctolagus cuniculus (rabbit)
Lineage: Eukaryota; Metazoa; Chordata; Mammalia; Lagomorpha; Leporidae
Source: RefSeq, a predicted model, not a curated record